CCAUCCGCACCCCCAUCCACAUCCCCCUCACCCUCACCACCAACACCGCCCCUCGACCCCUCCAACCUCCCCACGGGCACGAAAUCCCUCUCGGGAAUCUCCCUCCGCGCCUUCCUGCUCGGCACCACCCUAGGCCUCACCACAAGCCUAACCCUCUACCUGCUCCUCCUGACCACCACCCGACUCUGGCGCCUACCCUUCUUCCUCGCCAGCCUCAGCCUCUUCCACUUCCUGGAGUACUACACCACCGCAACCUACAACCCGCGCUUCGCCGACACCACCGCCUUCCUUCUGACCUCCAACGGCUGGGCUUACAACGUCGCGCACGGGUCCGCGCUCCUCGAAUGCCUACUCUCCAACACCUUAGCCCCGGCGACCUACCACCAGGGCCAGCACCAGGGCCAGGUCCUGAACCUCUUGUCCCGAAUGGGCAUCUACACCUCCGAAAGCAUGGAACCCUUCCAUGCAUACCGCCUCCGAUUCCCGCUCGCCGUCGUCCUCGGCCUCACCCUCGUGGUCCUCGGCCAGACCAUCCGCUCCGUCGCCAUGGCCCAGGCCGGCAGCAGCUUCAACCACACGGUGCAGGUGGCCCGCCGCGACGACCACCGCCUGAUCACCCACGGCGUCUACCGCGUGCUGCGCCACCCGUCCUACUUCGGCUUCUUCUGGUGGGGCAUCGGCACCCAGCUCGUCCUGGGGAACGUCGCCUGUCUCGUCGGGUAUGCCCUGGUCCUGUGGCGGUUCUUCCGGCUGCGCGUGAGGAGAGAGGAGAAUUACCUCUGUGCCUUCUUCGGGGAUCAGUAUCGGGAGUAUAGGAAGAGGAGUUGGGUGGGGAUUCCG
This is a messenger RNA of Aspergillus brunneoviolaceus CBS 621.78, 840 nucleotides long. Its product is annotated as protein-S-isoprenylcysteine carboxyl O-methyltransferase. The record is from RefSeq and is a predicted model, not a curated record. The transcript has 2 exons. Gene Ontology annotation, molecular function: protein C-terminal S-isoprenylcysteine carboxyl O-methyltransferase activity. The annotation marks the transcript as partial. Gene Ontology annotation, cellular component: endoplasmic reticulum; membrane. Lineage: Eukaryota; Fungi; Ascomycota; Eurotiomycetes; Eurotiales; Aspergillaceae. Gene Ontology annotation, biological process: C-terminal protein methylation.